UCCAAAGUAUGCCGAAACCAUUCCCCAGCAGGUCAGUCAUCAACACCCAGGAGUUCGCCCAGAAGCUGUUGGAAUCAGGACACAUCGAAGAAGAGGACAUAAUGGUAUCAUUCGACGUAGCGGCAUUGUUCCCUAGCGUUCCAGUGAAAGAUGCUCUGAAUCUUCUAGAGGAUUGGCUGCUAACACAAGGGACGGAAACAACAUGGCGAGGAAAGGUGAAGAUGUACCUAAAUCUGGCAAGGCUAUGCAUGACGGAGAACUACUUCACAUUUCGUGGCAACUACUACAAACAGACGAAAGGAGCACCGAUGGGAAAUCCGCUAUCACCGUUUUUGUGCGAACUGUUCAUGGCGAAUCUGGAGAACAACCUACAAGAACAAGGAAUACUACCCCAGAAGUGGUGGAGAUACGUCGACGACAUUUUCAGCAUCAUCAACCGAAAGGAUCUACCCAGGAUUUUGGAAGCGAUAAACAACGUGCAUAAGGACAUCAAAUUUACCUUCGAAGAGGAAAAAGAAGGAAGCCCACGAACACCAUGAGAGUCAUCCCAUAUACAUCGAACCAUUCGUACCAACAUAAAAUGGCAGCAUUUCAUCACAUGAUCCACAGGAUGCAGACGAUACCCCUGAGCGAAGAAGGAAAAACGAAGGAACUACAAUACAUCUUGGAAACAGCGAAGAUCAACGGAUACCAGGAGAGGACUAUACGAGCGAUCAUCAACAAGAAGGAAAGGACCCUACGACGAAAUGGACAUACAACGCUGACACCGAUAGAGGAGCCGCUGAAAAGAGUUUCGGUCCCAUAUGAUAAACACAUCACCAACCAGCUACGCCCUCGACUAAGGAAAUUCGGCAUCGAUCUAGUAUUCUCCAGUAGAAGCAACCAACUCAAGUCUCUAUUGGGUUCAACGAAGGAUGAAGUAGAAAUGUUGAAUAAGGCAGGCGUUUAUAAGAUAAGUUGUUCCCAAUGUGAAAAAAUCUAUGUAGGCCAAACAAAAAGAUCAUUAGAUAUAAGGUUCAAGGAACAUAUGGCGGAAGUGAGUAAGGCGAAAAGAGAAAACGAUAAGGGAUUACAUUACGAAUUUAGAUCUAAGGUAGCAGAGCAUGUGUAUAAGG
Armigeres subalbatus is the source of this 1115-nucleotide messenger RNA. RefSeq lists its product as uncharacterized. The record is from RefSeq and is a predicted model, not a curated record. The coding region runs from base 9 to 539 and encodes 176 amino acids. The transcript has 2 exons. Lineage: Eukaryota; Metazoa; Arthropoda; Insecta; Diptera; Culicidae.